AAACAAAAUCUUGCUGAUGAAAUAAAUUUCUGUUUUGAAAUGAAAUGGAGCUUUUUCUUAAUUUAUUUUGUGCUUUAGUUAUUUUAGCUCUUCUUGGAAUUUUAGUGGUACGUUAUUAUAAUCUUCGUUCAAUACGUGUGUUAUUUUCCGAGCUAUAACACAGAAAUGUUGUUUUUCAGGGGAUCGUGAUUAUAUAUGCAACAACCAGUGAUACGUUUGCAGUCAUAGAACGUUUGUCUGAUGAGAAAUAUUUUAUUGAUCCGGCUAAACAAAAUACAAAAUGUCCAUUUCCUUAUCUGGAACAAGAAUCUAGUAUUGAUUUAUCUGUGAUUGUGCCAUCUUACAAUGAAGAAGAAAGAUGUAAGUAUUGUGAUGUAGUCUGA
Paramuricea clavata is the source of this 383-nucleotide messenger RNA. The record is from the annotation of a GenBank genome assembly. NCBI's taxonomy places the organism in Eukaryota, Metazoa, Cnidaria, Anthozoa, Malacalcyonacea, Plexauridae.